AAAAGGAAAUUAAUUAAAGAUUAUAACUAAUUUGAGUAAACUUAAUAAUUUAUUACUUAUAUUAAAAUAAUAAUAAGUAAUAAUGCAUUGUGUACCAAAGAUUUUAAUAUAUAUUUAUAUUUUAUCAUAUAACACAUUUGCACAAAAUAUCUUGUAUGAAGAACUAUAUCAACAUUGUCCACAACAUUGGAUAAAAUUUCAAGAAUCAUGUUAUCGUUUUAUAAAAAGUCCUAUUAAGGAAAGACAAGAUGCUAAAAGAAAUUGUGAAGCCUAUCAAAGUGAUCUUAUUACAAUUAAUUCUUUAGAAGAACAUGGAUUCAUAUUAUAUCAAUUAUUAUGGCAAGAUCCACAACAUCGUAAAUGGUAUACUGGUAUAAAAAAUCAAAAUGGAAAUUGGAUAAAUGAAGGUGAUAAUACUCAAUUAGUAAAUAUGGAUAAUGCAUUUUUACCUGAACCAUUUGAUUCAUUUGAUAAAGAUUAUUUAAUAUAUUCUUAUAAUAAUAAUUUACAACGUUGGGGAUUAGAAAAAGUAACUGGUAAAGAAAAACUAUUAUAUAUUUGUGAAGCACCAAUUUCUAAUUUAUAUAACUUAAUAGAUGAUGAUCGUACUUAUCAAUAUGGUAUUGAAAUUGAUAAUCCUAAUGAAAUACCCAGAGGACCAUAUUUUAUUAAGCAACCUACAGAUAAAGUAUUUGAUAUGUCAACAAGAAAAAUAAGUAAUGAUGUUUCAUUGAGCUGUUUAGUAGGUGGUUAUCCUACACCAACAUAUGAAUGGUUUAAAGAAGAUUAUGAAAAUGAUAAAUUGAUUGCAACAAAAAUAGAUCCAUUAAAUAAUGUUAGAUAUACAGUUAGUGGUGGUACUUUAAUUAUUUAUGAACCUGAUCAAACAGAAGAUAGAGGUUCAUAUCAUUGUAAAGCAACAAAUAAAUUUGGUACAAUCAUAUCUGAAAGUGUAGAAUUGUCUUUUGGAUAUAUUUUAGAAUUUAAUUUAAAGCGUUCAGAAGAACGCGGAGAUCAAAAUUGGGGUAAAGCUGUAUAUUGUGAUCCACCACAACAUUAUCCUGGAGUAAAAUAUUACUGGGCACGUGAUUAUUUUCCUAAUUUUGUGGAAGAAGAUAAACGUGUUUUUGUUUCCAAUGAUGGUGCACUUUAUUUUUCUGCAUUAGAAAUGAUUGAUCGUGGCAAUUAUUCUUGUAAUGUUCAAAGUGUUGCUUCUGAUACUGGUCGUAAUGGACCAUUUUUUCCUUUAAGAGUUGAUCCACAUUCUUCUUUUCAGCAAUUAAAAUUCCCUAAUAAUUUUCCAAAAGCAUUUCCAGAAGCUCCAAUUGCAGAAGAGGAAGUUAGACUUGAAUGCAUUGCAUUUGGAUAUCCUGUUCCAUCAUACAAUUGGACAAGAAGAGGUGCACCACUACCACGUGGAGCUUACACAACUAGUUAUAAUCGAGUAUUAAUAAUUCCUAAAAUACAUGUUGAUGAUCAAGGAGAAUAUAUUUGUAGAGUUUAUAAUGACAGAUUAUCAAUUGAAAAUUCUGUAACGCUAACUAUACAGGCAGCUCCGAAUUUUACAAUUCCAUUAGUAGAUAAACAUAUGGAUAAUAGAGGAGAGUUAACUUGGACUUGUGAAGCAUUUGGAAUACCAGAUGUAACUUAUAGUUGGUUUAGAAAUGGUGAAAUAUUAAACAUGGAAACGCUUUCUUCUGAAGAUAAAGAUCGAUAUUCCAUACAAGACAAUGUUUUAAGUAUAAAAAAUUUGGAUCCAGAACGAGAUCAAGCAAUGUAUCAAUGUCGUGCAAAAAAUCAAUUAAAAACAAGAUAUUCAUCUGCACAACUUCGAAUUUUAUCAUUAAAACCAUCAUUUAAAAAAAGACCUAUGGAACCUGAAACUUAUGCAGCAGAAAAAGGUAAUAUUACAAUUAUUUGCAAUCCUGAAGCUGCACCUAGACCGAAAUUUGUUUGGAAAAAAGAUGGAAAUGUGAUUGGUUCUGGCGGUAGACGAAGAAUUUUAGAAACUGGUAAUCUUAUAAUCAGUCCUGUAUCAAGAGAUGAUGAAGGCACAUAUAUUUGCACUGCAACUAAUCAGUAUGGAAAUGAUGAAACUCGGGGACGGCUAAUAGUAUUACGUGGUCCACAAUUUACGGAAAAAUUACCACAACAAAUUACUACGGCAGUUAUGCAAAAUCAAACAUUGCGUUGUACGGGAGAAAUAGAUGAAAUGCUAGAUGUAGCUUAUAUUUGGAAACAUAAUGGUUUACGUAUUCGAGAUGAAGAUUUAAUAAAUAAUCCUAGGCUGAAUAUUAAUGGAGAAGAACUUAAUAUAAUAAAUGCUACAUUUGCAGAAGCAGGAGAAUAUGAAUGUAUAAUUAAAAGUGCAGUAAGUGAAAUUUCUAGUAAAACAAUAGUUACAAUAGAAGGACCACCAGGACCACCUGGUGGUGUACAAGUUAAAAAUAUUGUAAAAACUUCUACAACUUUACGUUGGACUGAUGGUGCUUUCAAUGGAAAACCUAUUACUAUGUAUAGUAUAAGUGCGAGAACAAAUUGGAAUCAUACAUGGUUUAUUAUCAUAGAGAACAUAACUGCUAUUGAAGUAGAUAGAUAUAAUGGUAGAAAGGAGGCUUAUUUGGAGAAUGUUUUAAAUCCUUAUACUACAUACGAGUUUCGAGUAUCUGCUUUUAAUGAAUUAGGAUAUAGCUUACCAUCAUCACCUUCCCCACAAUAUAGUACUUCACCAGAUAAACCAAUGAAAGUUCCAUUUAAUAUAGGUGGAGGAGGAGGAAAAAUUGGUGAUCUUACAAUAACAUGGAAUCCUUUACCACCAUCUGAACAAAAUGGUCCUGGAAUCUACUAUAAAGUUUUUUGGCGUCGAAAAUAUCACGAGACUGAAUUUCAAUCAUUGUCUUUAAAAAAUUAUGGUAAUACUGGAAGAAGUGUUGUUCCAAUACAACAACAAUAUUAUUAUACAGAAUAUGAAGUUAAAGUUCAAGCAGUUAAUGCAUUAGGUUCUGGACCAAUUUCUAAUGCAGUUACAAUAUUUAGUGCUGAAGAUAUGCCUCAAGUAGCUCCUCAACAAGUUGUUGCACAAAGUUAUAAUAGCACUAGUUUGAAAGUUAGUUGGAAACCAAUUGAAGAGACGCGUGAAAAAAUACGAGGCAAAUUGAUAGGUCAUAGAAUAAAAUAUUGGAAAGAAAAUAAUAGAGAAGAAAAUGCAGUAUAUUAUUUAUCUCGAACAAGAAGACCUUGGGCACUUGUAGUUGGUUUACAGCCUGAUACUUAUUAUUAUGUUAAAGUAAUGGCAUAUAAUUCUGCUGGAGAAGGCCCUGAAAGUGAAAGAUAUUUAGAAAGAACUUAUCGUAAAGCACCACAGAAACCACCAUCUUCUGUCAAUGUAUAUGGAGUAAAUCCUUCAACAGUUCGAGUUGUUUGGCGUUAUGUACAACCAAGUUUAGAAGAAGAACCAUUAAUAGGUUAUAAAAUACGUGUUUGGGAGUUAGAUCAAGAUAUGAGUACUGCAAAUGAUACUAUUAUACCAGGUGGCUCAAAAUUAGAAGCUGAUAUUACGAAUCUUAGUCCUGGAAAAGCAUACCAUUUACGUGUACUUGCAUUUAGUAAAGGAGGAGAUGGACGUAUGUCAAGUCCAACUCAUACAUUCCAAAUGGGUGAUGCAGCUGCUUUUAGAAGUAGUGCUUCUAAUAAGAUUUUGAAUGCUGCUUUAGGCAUAUCAUUGUUAUUAUUAUUAAAAAUUUAUGAAUAUAUAUAAUAUGACUAUACUUUUUAUACAAUGCAGAUUCACAAAGUAAUUAUAACAGAUUAAAAAUAUAUAUAAUUAUAUUAAA
Apis laboriosa (Himalayan honeybee) is the source of this 3833-nucleotide messenger RNA. RefSeq names its product contactin. Gene Ontology annotation, biological process: cell-cell adhesion. Gene Ontology annotation, molecular function: protein binding; cytokine receptor activity. The transcript has 8 exons. Gene Ontology annotation, cellular component: membrane. The coding region runs from base 83 to 3757 and encodes 1224 amino acids. NCBI's taxonomy places the organism in Eukaryota, Metazoa, Arthropoda, Insecta, Hymenoptera, Apidae. The record is from RefSeq and is a predicted model, not a curated record.